AUGUCGUCCCGAAGAUUAUCAUCCCGUGACUACAAAGUAGCGUGGAUAUGUGCGCUGCCGAUAGAGUUGGCUGCUGCGAAAAGUUUGCUCGAUGACGUUCACGAAUCGCCUCCUCAACCCACGGACCGCAAUGCCUACACACUUGGAAGUAUGUACGGACAUAAUAUAGCAAUUGCCUGCCUGCAGUCUGGCAUUUAUGGGACAUGCUCCGCUGCGUCUGUUGCUACUCAAAUGAAGCAAACAUUUCCCUCCAUCGAAUUUGGCUUGAUGGUUGGGGUUGGAGGGGGAGUACCUACCAGAGCUGACAUUCGUCUCGGUGAUGUGGUCGUUAGUACGCCCACAGGACAGCUUGGUGGUGUAGUUCAAUAUGACUAUGGCAAGUCCUGCCCGUACGGCUCCUUCGAGCGUACUGGCUCACUCAACAAGCCAUACCUUCCCCUCCUGGUUGCCGUUUCCCAUUUGCGUAGUGACUAUUUAUUGCAUGAUACACAGAUCAGCAAGGUCAUUUCUGAUGCCUUAGGGCAUCACAAGGACACGUUUCCCCGCCCAGCUGAAGAUUGGCUGUUCCAGCCCACAUAUGUGCAUGGAGGCGCUGGAGACUGCUCUUCAUGCGACAAGAGUCACCUUGUGCCGCGUGGUCCACGGGCUAGUAGCGAACCGCACAUUCAUUAUGGCCUGAUUGCUUCCGGUGAUCGUGUCAUGAAGGAUGCUCAAAUGCGGGACUCUUAUGCGGAAGAUCUCCCAAUACUCUGCUUCGAGAUGGAAUCAGCCGGCAUUAUGGAUCAGCUUCCAUGCCUUGUCAUCCGGGGAAUAUGUGACUACUGCGAUUCCCACAAGCAAAAGAACUGGCAGGGUUUUGCAGUGCUGGCGGCAGCUGCUUACGCGAAGAAGUUGUUAUCAAUUGUUCCGUUGGCAAGUGAUGCCGUUGUGUGUGAUCAAGGAUCCGAACUUACCGAGAAGGAAAAGGAGUUUUUAGGAAAAAUUUCCAUCACCGAUCCCCAAGGUGCUGUGAACUCGUUCAAACGGGGUAAAGGAAACCGCACUUCAGGGACUUGCAGCUGGUUUUUGGAAUCAAAUGAACUGAAAUUCUGGUUUCAGCCGGCCAGGAACAAGUCAAAUGUCCUAUGGCUCUACGGUAAUCCUGGUACUGGCAAGUCAACCAUGGCCGUCACACUGGCAGAAGAACUUUCAGAGAAGGAUUAUUUCUUGACUGAGAAUAACAUUCUAUCAAUUUAUUUCUGCGACGCCCGCUCCGACUGCAAAGGAAAGGCUACUUCUAUCUUACGCGGACUUCUUUAUCAGAUUAUCAGUGAACGUCCCGAACUCAUCAGGCAGAUAAUGCCAAAAUAUGAAAUCCAGCAAGAGCGGCUGUUGACAAGCUUUGACAUGCUAUGGGCCUUGCUGAUGGAUUUAGGACGAGUUACUCGCGGACCUAAAAUAUACUGCAUCGUUGAUGCUCUGGAUGAAUGCGAACCCCAUGACCGAGAGAUCAUGCUGCGACAGAUCAAGCAAUCUUUUGACGGCUUUCAUUCCGAGCGCUCUAUCCUACCUAGCGUGUACUUUUUUGUAACCAGCCGUCCGUAUCCUGAGAUUCGAUCAUACAUCUCCUUGUUUCCGUGCAUAGACCUGGGGUCACGCCAAGAGAUCAUUACCGAUCUAAGGGCAACAAUCCGCGAAAGAGUGGAGAUUCUGGCAAAGCAAAAGAGCUACUCUGUGUCAGUGAAAGAGAGAGUGACCCAAACCCUGGAAGAAAAGGCUGAUGGGACGUUCCUAUGGAUAGGGAUUGUGUGUGACCGGUUGAGCCAGCCCCAAACCACGAAUCCUUUGAAGACCCUGCAGAAACUUCCACAAGGUCUACAUUCGCUAUACAAAAAUCUUCUGUAUGAUGCAUUCACGGCAGAGAAUGAUGAAGAAGACUAUCAGACUAUGAAAGAGAUGCUGAAAUUGGUGGCAUUUGCACGUCGACCGUUGACGAUGGCCGAAUUAGCCGAUGCAUGCAAUCUAUAUCCUGAUGAGGAUACCGACAGCCGCCUUCAGUUUACAAGAGCGAUUGUUGAGUUAUUCCGUUUGUUGGUAGUUGUGGACAAAGACUGUGUACGGCUUUUGCAUAUGUCAGUCAAGGAUUUCCUGAUGACUGAGAUGUCGGAGAUGAAGGAACUGGUGGCCAACUAUGCACUAUCAUGUAGAUGCAUUAAAGCCAUUCUUGAGAAUAGCCGGAUGAAAGCACAGCAUGCUGCGUUGGUCCCCGAACAGGCCUUUUUUUGCUAUGCAGUCAUGAAUUGGCCAAAGCAUGCUGGCCUUGCCGAAACAGAAUUCGUCAUCCAGAAGGAGCACAGAGAGUUUUUUGAGAACCGAUACGGAGCAUGGAAGUGCUGGUUGGAUAAUUUUAACCACCUGACCAGGGGCACUGGUUACGGCUUACGUGAUGGUCAUGGUCUUGUUCACGUUGUAGCUCGCUGGGGGAUCCUUCCAGUAUUCACCUAUCUUUCUCCAGGCACACUGGAGUAUAAGGACCCCAGCGGACGGACCCCAUUACUUGUUGCGGCGAGAAAUGCUCAAGUCAAAACCAUCCGAUUUUUGGUCGAGUCCGGUGUCAAUGUGAAGGCCCUAGAUGAUGAGGAUCAGAAUAUUCUCCAUAUCCUUUGCAACAACGGAAACUAUAACGACAACACAAUGACCAAGUUUCUGCUUGACAAAGGAGUGUCCCCAUAUGACUGCGAUAAAGAUAACAUGACGCCUUUCUUUUAUGCAGUUGCAAAUCUCGACGAAGGAUUUGCACAAGUCUUCCUUCGAUAUGGUUACGACCUGGAUACCAAGAUCCAAAGACAAUGGUGGCCUGGGCGAACAACAAUGGCAUUUCCUGCAUACACGAGGCCCAAGACAGAGAAAGAGGUAGCUGCACCGAUUCUAGAAACUGGCCUAACAGUCCUUCAUUUCUCUGCAUUGAAUGCCUGUACCAAAAUGACCGCUUUCUUACUCCGAAAUGGUGCUGAUCCAAACGUCCGCUCUGAAGCUGGAGAUACCCCGCUACAUCUUGCCAUCAGGUGUGGACUCCUGGGCCGCGAAUGCCACGAUGCAUGGGGAAAAGGUACAUACGCGAUUGAGUCUCUAAAGGACCUGAUUAUGAAUCCAGCAAGUGAAGAAGCUGAUGAUAUAUACCGAGCUAUCGAUCAAGCUAGAGUGCAAAUUGUUGACACACUCCUUGAGAGUAAAGUCAUUGAUAUCAACGUGGCUAACUCUUGUGGGGAAUAUGCUCAGCAUUUGAUCAAUUUCACUAAGGAUUAUGCUUUGCAGGUCUUAUGCAAACAUAUGGAAAAAGGAGCUGAUAUUGCACGGCUGAAUGGAUCUCGUCAGACUUGUCUCCACCUUGCCAGCAAGGCAGGAAAUUUGGAGGUUGUCCGCCGACUUGUGGAUGAAGGCCAAGAUAUCUUGUUAGAAGAUAUUGACGGAAUGAGUCCGUUUCACUACGCGUUGAAGGAAGGCCAUUUAGAAGUACUGCAGUACAUGUCACAGGCAUGCGACAAGGCGCUCUCGGGAGUCUGGGAUACAUUAGAUCGCCACGGCAGGACCCCGUUGCACCACCAUGUCUCAUCCGUCUUCUGCUACACUGACGUGGUUGACUUCCUGAUACAGGCUGGCUGCGACGUGAAUCAACCCGAUAAUGGUGGGAACUCUUCCUUAGGAUUGUACGUGGGUUCGUUCCGCCUGGGACUUGAGAGAGAGAUGUUCUCCCACCUUGUCAAGCAAGGCGCCAAUCCACUAUGGGUCAAUGCACGACGACAAAAUUUGCUGCAUCUCUCAAUGCGACACAGGGGCGCAGAAAACGAGAUCCUCAAUUACUUGUUCGAUAGGGGCGUGGACCUGACAGCGCGGGAUGUCGAUGGGAAGACCUUUAUGCACUACGGGGCGAUUCAUGGCGCGUUUACUGAGGAACUCAUAGAGAUUCUUCGACGCCGUGGUGUUUUGGAUUUGCACACCAGGGACUCUUUUGGUAAGAGUCCUCUCGAUUACGCGGAAGAAAAGGUUCAUCAGGAAUUUCCGGAUGAUAUUCUCUUACAAUUGGGACGAAAAUGGGAGAAAUCGUUCAAAGUUUUGACUGCAGUUGAUCACACGCUGCUUUGA
This is a messenger RNA of Aspergillus welwitschiae, 4122 nucleotides long. RefSeq names its product Pfs, NACHT, and Ankyrin domain protein. Gene Ontology annotation, molecular function: protein binding; catalytic activity. The coding region runs from base 1 to 4122 and encodes 1373 amino acids. Lineage: Eukaryota; Fungi; Ascomycota; Eurotiomycetes; Eurotiales; Aspergillaceae. The record is from RefSeq and is a predicted model, not a curated record. Gene Ontology annotation, biological process: nucleoside metabolic process. The transcript is spliced from 2 exons.